This is a messenger RNA of Penicillium olsonii, 1146 nucleotides long. The record is from the annotation of a GenBank genome assembly. Lineage: Eukaryota; Fungi; Ascomycota; Eurotiomycetes; Eurotiales; Aspergillaceae.
AUGACCUUCACGGAUCAUCAAGGUGAAGAGGAUACCCGGAUAUCCGGCUUUGAGCCUCUACUUGCACCGGAAUACAUUCAACACGAGAUACCUGCUUCAGCCACCUCCCUCGCAACCGUCUCAUCCGGCCGCCAACAGGUGAUUGAUAUCCUUGAACGACGAGACGACCGCCUCCUCGUAGUUGUGGGGCCAUGUUCGAUCCAUAACCCCGAAGAGGCGCUCGAAUUUGCAUCUCGAUUGCGCGACCUGUCCAAGAAGCUCUCCAUGGAUCUGUGCGUCGUCAUGCGUGCUUACCUGGAGAAGCCGCGCACAACAGUCGGAUGGAAGGGGCUUGUCAAUGACCCCGAUAUGGAUGAGACCUACAACAUCAACAAGGGCCUCCGUAUUUCCCGCCAACUCUACUCCGACCUCACAAACAUGGGUCUUCCUAUCGCCAGCGAGAUGCUUGACACGAUAUCGCCCCAGUAUCUGGCAGACUUCAUAUCAUUUGGAGCCAUCGGUGCUCGCACAACAGAAUCCCAGCUCCACCGUGAGCUCGCCUCUGGCCUUAGUUUCCCCAUUGGUUACAAGAAUGGCACGUCGGGGAAUGUGAACGUCGCAAUCGACGCUAUCGCCGCUGCUUCCAAGCCACACACAUUCCUUGGUGUGACCAAGCAAGGGAUGGCGGCCGUUACCCGCACCGCUGGAAAUGAGCAUGGUCUUGUGAUUCUCCGGGGCGGCUCACACGGCCCCAACUACAGCAAAGAACAUGUCUCCUCCGCGAAGCAAGUGUUGAGACAGAAGAAUCAGCGCGAUAACCUCCUGAUUGAUUGCUCACAUGCCAACUCAUCCAAAAAUUUCCACAAUCAGUCGCUAGUGGCUAUGGACGUCGCAAGUCAGAUGGUGAAUGGUGAAACCGCUAUUGUGGGCGUGAUGAUCGAAAGCAACCUCAACGAGGGAAACCAGAAAGUUCCCCCCGAAGGUCCUAGUGGUCUCCGACCUGGCGUUAGCAUCACUGAUGCGUGCAUUAGCUGGGAAACCACUGUGGAUGUUUUGCAAAAUCUGGCCAGCGCCGUCAGGUCCAGGCGGGAGUACUUACAGUCGGUGGCUGAAUGCACAAGCAAACCGACUUGGUUGGAGAGUCAAUCUGCAGGCAUUAUGGCCUGA